Messenger RNA from Coffea eugenioides, 1541 nucleotides. RefSeq names its product F-box protein At4g00755. The record is from RefSeq and is a predicted model, not a curated record. NCBI's taxonomy places the organism in Eukaryota, Viridiplantae, Streptophyta, Magnoliopsida, Gentianales, Rubiaceae. Bases 213 to 1337 code for a protein of 374 amino acids. Gene Ontology annotation, molecular function: protein binding. The transcript is spliced from 6 exons.
AUUAUCUCUGUUUACUCAUCCCCUAUAAAUGAACUCGUAAGAGAAAAACUUGCAGGAAAAAACUUGGCAAAAAAGCUCGUUUUGCUAAACUGGGCAUUUAUUCUCCUAGGUUAUCAGACGUGCUCCUAUUUCUGCCUUCUUCCGAUUCAAGCUGGUUUGAGGGGUUGAAUCAUUGAAAGAAUUCUGAUUGUGAUUGAGCUGAUCAGUGUAAAAUGGAUGCAUGUGUGGAUUUCCUAAAAUCCCUUGAAACUGACAUGGUUCUGAAUAUCUUCGAGCGUUUGGAUGACCCAGCAGAUUUAGUCCGUGCUAGUGUUGUGUCUCGUUAUUGGCGAGAUUUUGUAAUUGCCAAUGGGCUAUCUAAGCAGCUGUGUGUGGAAUUUUAUCCUCAAUUAGCAAAUGUUGAACGUGUAACUGAAUCCAAUUCACAAACAAUUACACUGAACCAUGCUGGAGCUAGCAAUUCCAUGGAAUGGGAUAUCCUGGAGAGAAAUCAUAAGGUUUACGCUUCUCUGUCUCAAGUUCUUACGAAACUGAUAUCGUCACCUGUUGAGUGCAUAGCAGAGGCAUUUAGUGCUUCCAGCACAGAUAAUUAUCCAGAUGAAAGCAUUGUGAAUACACUAGAUCCAAGAGACAGGUUUGCAUUGAGAGCUUCGUACUGGUCAAGUAAAGGGCAUAAAGAUCCUUCUGUGCCUGAGACACUGAUCUACAAACUAAAAGCUGAUUUUUGUGUUAUUACUGAGAUUGACAUACAACCAUUUGAAGCCUUUUUUCAGCCUGGCGACCCAAUAUAUUCUGCCAAAUCGGUUAGGUUUCGAAUGGGACAUCCCAAAUCACCAACAGACAUAGAGGAUGAUCUUUCAUACUUGCCAUUGCAACAGCCCGCUGAUGACAAGUUCGUAUGGACGUACACUUCAGAGGAGUUUGCAAUGACUCAGGAAAACCGGUUGCAGCAUUUCAAGUUUUCACAGCCUGCUCUUUGCAUUGGUGGAUUUUUGCAGAUCGAGCUGUUGGGGAGGGUUCAACAACAAGAAAUGGAUGGAUUACUCUACAUAUGUGUUUCUCAUGUUAAAGUUAUGGGGCGGCCCUUGUCUCCUGCAUUUCAUGUCGAGAUCCUUGAACCAUCAGGGAAAUUUUUGCUAAAGUAUUGCCCUCAUGCUCUUCAACACACGUUACAAAGUGAAGAGCCUGAGCUUGCACCAAUGCCGAUAAUAGCAACAGAAGAUGUGUUUUGGGGACGUGUGGGCCUGUUGCAGUAUUUGGUGGGCGGUAACCAAGAAGCCGAUGGCCCCUUUGAUUUGGAUGACGAGGAGAAUGAAAUGGAUCAAUUCGUUCUCUGAUUCUUGGAUGGUUUUCUAUUUCCUUUUGUUUUCUUUCUUAAUAAAUCCUUGUUACCAUAUCUGUGUAGUUUUUUGUCUUUUAGAGUUCUCAAACAACCUCUGCCUUAGAGGCGGAGAGUUGAUCUUGUAGUGCUUCUUGUGGGGGUUUUAUCUCCACAAGUGAUAUAACCCUUGUAAAUGUGAUCUUAUAUGUGAUGUAUGCAA